UCCAAGUGGCAAAGGGAAGUUGGCAAAGAGAAGAGUGAAUUUACUGCCACAGUUGUCUCAGGCAAGAUCUAAGCCACCAUGGCAGCAGACUUGUCCUUUAUUCCAUAUGACUAAAGAACAAGAAGAUGACGAAUCAGAAGAGUUUACUGUAAAAAAUGAAUAUCCACCUGGAGAAUAUUUAAAGGCAAGAUACAAGAGACCCAAGAUACAGGAUUCUAGAGCUGAUGAAGCUGGACCAUCAAUUUCUAAAUUGCAGAGCAGCAGUCAUCUGAAAAAAAAGCAAGAACGUUUCAGAAGUGCUCUUGUUAACAUUAUAUUGCAGGAAGACCUUCCUGAAGAACCCCGUGAUGGAAUCCAGCCUCCAAUAUCAGAUUCUUCUACACCAAUAGAGAAAGAUAUCGUGAAAUACUACUAUUACAUUCGCCAUGGAAUUAAUACAAGAAAUGUAGUCCCACUGGAUGAAUCAUGGCUAGAUCACAUCUUAGCUUUAAUUCCGCAUCAUCUGAAAGUAUUUGAUGAACACGUACGUUCAUUGACAGAUGAAAUGAAAGAAGACUAUUUUCUGAGUGUAAAAAAGGCUAUAGUUGACUUUGUUUUAAGAGAUACCAGAGAGAAAGAAGACAAGAAGAAGGAUUCUCUUCUACCUCAUCGUGCAGAACUAGAAGUAGUGCCAAAACCUUGGAAUAAGUCUUUCACAUCAGCAUACAGUUACAUGAAAGAAAAUUUGCAUGCAAUAAAUCCUUCAAUGUUAGCUGUUCUGAACUUAUGGGAGACUUCAUUUAAAAAUUUACGCCUUCUUGAUACGGAAAUAUUUCACAAUAAAGAGGAAGCUGAGGAACUCUCAUUUUUCCAGAAUAAAGUCAUCCAGGAAAUGGGAAAAUCCAAAGCUGUUCUAUCUAGGAAGUGGCUUCCAGAAGUACAGAAAAUCUUUUACCAAGGUAAUAAAAGAAAACAAAUACCCAGCAAUACCAGCACUGCUAAAUUAGAGUCUUUCUUCAGUUGUGCUGCCACUUUAAUGACUCGUCAACUGCAACAUUUACUUGUACAUUCUAUUCAGGACUUUACAGAUUUAAUUGUUCAACCUGCAAUAAGUAUCUGAGCCUACAAACACCCAAGUUUCAUACUGAGGGUAACCCUUGAGAAUGACCGUAUUAAAUUUGAACCUGACUUUAACGACUAUGAGGAUAUAUUACUGAAUGUCUAUACUGUUAUGAUUAAUGCUGUCAGUGAUAUACCAAGAAUUGAGACCAAAUUAUUCUCUAAGUGCGAAAGUGAGUCUCCAUCAACUGUUUUGAAACCUGUUAUCCUAGAUGAGAUCUUGGACAAACAUAAGAAAAUGAUCAGAGAAGAAAUUAUCAAAGAAAGCAUUGCACCUGUCAAACACCUCAAGCUGUAUGAUAAGUAUAGCUUCCUGAUAAACAAACAAACUGAACAAGAUAUUGAUCAAUUCCUGACCGAGGAACAUACCUUUGAAGAAAUGAAAGGGGAAAUUAUAAAAUACCAGAAACUCAGUAAGGAAAUAAAAUAUACUUCUAGGAAGUAUCUCCGUCUAGGAAUGUUUGAGCUGCAUUGUGAUGAAUUAAUAAAUGCUUUGGUAAAGCAAGCAGAUAAUAUUUGUGAAAAAGUUAUUGCAAAAACGUUCAAAGAUCAUCAAGACAUAAGUGUGAGACUAUGUGAUGAGUUUGAGAGAAUAUCGGAAAAAGCCCUUACUACUCCAUCUAAUAUGCAGGAACUAAUGGAACUUAAGGCCUGUAUACGGAAAAUAGAAACACAAGACAUGAUUGAAUUGCAGCAGAAAUUAAUGAAUGCUGUAAAUUGUGUUGCUUUCCUGAUAGACGUCUGCUUUUCACUAGCAGACAUAGGACUGAACAAGAAUGUUUUUCAGUGGAAUGCACGAAUGCCAGAUAUCUUUGAAGAGCACAGAAAAAUAAUUGAAGAAAAGACAGAACAAUUUCAAGAUGGUCUUAAGAUAUGCCGUGAACAAUUUCUUGAGGAACUGAAAAGCUACUCUAAGCAGGUUGAAGAACUUAACACGUUUGGAGAUGUUCAAGAAGUCAACAAAUAUUUGAAGAAAGCUCAAGCAUUAAAUACAAAGUUGGAUCUUGCUGCUGAUAAGAUUGAACAGUUUAAUGCAGAAGAAAAUGCCUUUGGAUGGCCAGUAUCUCAGUACCCUCAGCAUAAAACAAUACGGAAUGCUCUUGUUCCGUAUCUUCGUCUGUAUGAUAUGACUGUUGAAUUCAACAGAAAACACAAAAACUGGAUAGAGGGAUCAUUUACGGAAGUGAAUCCAGACAAAGUAGAGGUAGAUGUAGGAAACUACUGGCAUGGACUGUAUAAACUAGAAAAAGCUUUCCACAAUUCUCCAAAUGCACUAGCAAUAACACAACAGGUUCAAUCAAAAGUAGAGGAAUUCAAAAGCCACAUUCCUCUAAUCCAGGUGAUUUGCAAUCCCGGUUUGCAAGAAAGGCACUGGGAAGAGAUGUCAAAAAUUGCUGGUUUACCUCUGUCUCCUUCUGAAGACUCAAAUCUUUUGUCAUACAUUAACUUGCACCUUGAACCGUUCCUAGAAAAGUUUGAGACCAUCAGUGAAACAGCCAGCAAAGAAUAUUCACUUGAGAAAGCUUUAACAAAAAUGAUUUCUGAAUGGGAUCAAAUGGAGUUCACUCUUCUUGCCUACAGAGAAACAGGAACCCAUAUUUUGUCGUCUAUAGACGAUAUUCAGAUGUUAUUGGAUGAUCACAUUGUCAAAACUCAGACCAUGAGAGGUUCUCCAUUCAUUAAGCAUUAUGAAAAAAGAAUAAGGGAAUGGGAAGGAAAGUUGUUGUUGGUACAGGAGAUCCUGGAUGAAUGGCUGAAGGUUCAAGCUGGUUGGCUUUAUUUGGAGCCAAUUUUCAGUUCUCCAGAUAUCAUGGCUCAGAUGCCUGAGGAAAGUAGACAAUUCACUACUGUGUUUAAAACAUGGAAAGACUUACUGAAAUCAACUUUUCAGGACAAACAUGUGCUGACAGUAGUAACAAUAGACAACAUGUUGGGAAAACUGAGAAAGUGCAAUGAAUUUCUGGAAGUCAUUCUCAAGGGACUUAACGAAUACCUAGAGAAGAAACGUCUGUUUUUUCCCAGAUUCUUUUUUUUAUCCAAUGAUGAACUCCUUGAGAUUCUUUCAGAGACCAAAGAUCCUACCCGAGUACAACCUCACCUGAAAGAGUGUUUUGAAGGAAUUGCAAGAGUAGAGUUUACUGAUGUACUAGAUAUUACACACAUUAAAAGUAGUGAAGGAGAGACUGUGGAACUCAUGCAGACAAUUUCAACAUCUGAAGCCAGAGGUCAAGUUGAAAAAUGGCUGGUUGAACUGGAGGCAACUAUGCUGAAUUCUGUCCACAAGGUCAUCGGGGAUGCAGUUGAAGCUUAUCCAAAAACUUCAUGUAUUCAUUGGGUACGAGAGUGGCCUGGACAAACAGUUCUUUGUGUAUCCCAAACGUUCUGGACAAUGCAGGUAGAGAUGUCUAUUAGAAACGGCCAAAAGGCACUAGAGGAUUUUCUGGAACAGAAUAAUAGACAGAUUGAGGACAUUGUCACCUUGGUGCGAGGAAAGCUGUCUAAGCAGAAUCGAGUGACAUUAGAAGCACUUGUUGUGCUUGAUGUUCAUGCUAGGGAUGUUCUUGCAUCUCUAGUAAGAAAGAAAGUCAAAGAUGAGAGUGACUUUGAAUGGUUAAGUCAGCUUAGAUACUACUGGGAGGAAAGACAUCUACAAACAAGGAUGAUCAAUGCUGGACUGAGGUAUGGAUAUGAAUAUCUAGGCAAUACACCUAGGCUGGUUAUUACUCCACUUACAGACAGAUGCUACAGAACAUUACUUGCUGCACUACACCUACAUCUUGGAGGUGCCCCUGGGGGUCCUGCUGGAACUGGAAAAACAGAAACUACGAAAGAUUUAGCAAAGGCUGUAGCUAAGCAGUGUGUGGUUUUCAAUUGUUCUGAUGGACUGGAUUACCUUGCAUUAGGAAAAUUUUUUAAGGGCUUGUUGUCUUGUGGAGCAUGGGCUUGCUUUGACGAAUUCAACAGGAUUGAUUUGGAAGUACUCUCAGUUGUUGCUCAGCAGAUUUUUACUAUCCAAAGAGGCAUUAAUUCAGGAUCUGAUUUAUUAGUAUUUGAAGGAACAGAACUGAAACUGAACCCUACGUGUGCUGCCUUCAUUACCAUGAAUCCUGGCUAUGCUGGGCCUUCAGAGCUUCCUGACAAUCUUAAGGCUCUCUUUAGAAUGGUAGCUAUGAUGGUUCCUGAUUAUGCCAUGAUUGCAGAGAUAGUUCUGUAUUCUUGUGGUUUUGUUACUGCUCGACCUCUAUCAGUAAAAAUUGUUGCUACGUACCGUCUGUGUUCAGAGCAGUUGUCUUCUCAGCACCAUUAUGAUUACGGAAUGAGAGCUGUGAAGUCAGUACUCACUGCUGCUGGUAACCUGAAGCUGAAAUAUCCAUUGGAGGAUGAAGAAAUUUUGCUACUUAGAUCCAUUACAGAUGUCAACCUGCCUAAAUUCUUGUCUCAUGAUUUACCACUUUUUGAGGGUAUUACCUCUGAUUUGUUUCCUGGUGUGAAGCUACCAAAACCAGACUACAAUGACCUAUUGGAAGCCAUCAAAACAAACUGUGCUGCUAUGAAUUUGCAAAUGACUGAUCUGUUUACUAUGAAGAUCUUGCAGAUUUAUGAGAUGAUGAUUGUGCGUCAUGGCUUUAUGAUAGUUGGAGAACCUUUUGGUGGAAAAACUUGUGCAUACCGAGUUCUGGCAGGAGCACUGGGAGACAUAUGUGAGAAGGGGCUGAUGGAAGAAAACAAAGUUCAGAUCACUGUUUUAAAUCCCAAAUCCAUAACAAUGGGUCAGCUAUAUGGACAAUUUGAUGCAGUUUCACAUGAAUGGUCAGAUGGCAUCCUAGCAGUGAGCUUCAGAGCAUUUGCUUCUUCCCCAACCCCAGAUAGGAAAUGGCUGAUUUUUGAUGGACCAGUGGAUGCAGUAUGGAUUGAGAAUAUGAAUACUGUGUUUGAUGAUAAUAAAAAGUUGUGCCUUAUGAGUGGAGAGAUCAUCCAAAUGUCACAGCAGAUGAGCCUUAUUUUUGAACCAAUGGAUUUAGAAGUUGCUUCUCCUGCUACUGUUUCAAGGUGUGGUAUGGUCUACAUGGAACCCCAUAUGUUAGGCUGGAGACCAUUAAUGAUGUCAUGGCUAAAUACAGUGCCUUCAGGAAUCAGCUCUACUCAUAAAGAAUUUAUAGUAGGCCUGUUUGACAGAAUGGCUCCACUCUAUCUUGAGUUUAUUAGGAAACACACAAAGGAACUGUCUCCUACUUCAGAUACAAACUUAAUUCGAUCACUAAUGAAUCUGAUGGACUGCAUGAUGGAUGAAUUUACUGAUGAAACCAAAAUUAAAGCUGUGAAUGACCAUGAUGUUUUUUCUUGGCUUGAGGAUAUUUUUUUAUUUUCACUGAUAUGGUCUGUAGGAGCUAGCUGUAAGGAGGAUGAUUGACUGAAAUUUGACAAAGUUGUGCGAGAAAUGCUUAAUGGACCAAUUAGUGAGGAGACAAGAGAACAAUAUAAAUUGUUGAGUAGUAUUGAUUGACAAGCUUCAAAGGCUUUCACUGUUCAAUUUCCAACAGAAGGAACAAUUUAUGAUUAUCGGUUUGUCAAAAAGGGAGCAGGAAUUUGGGAACCCUGGGUGGAAACACUCAAAUCAGCUGCUCCUAUACCUCAAGAUGUGAUGUUUAAUAAAAUAAUUGUACCAACUCUGGAUACAGUUCGAUAUAUGGCAUUGAUGGAAUUGUUGACAGUGCAUCAAAAACCUUCUAUAUUUGUGGGGCCAACAGGAACUGGAAAAAGUACCUAUAUUAGUAAUUUUCUUUUAAAUAAUUUGAAUAAAGAAGUCUACAAGCCACUGCUUAUUAACUUUUCAGCACAAACUACAGCAGCUCAGACUCAGAAUAUUAUGACGUCUAAGCUGGACAAAAGGAGAAAAGGAAUUUUUGGACCCCCUCUUGGGAAAAGAAUGGUUGUAUUUGUAGAUGAUGUUAACGUGCCAGCCUGAGAGGUCUAUGGUGCUCAACCGCCUGUUGAAUUACUAAGGCAGUGGUUAGAUCACUGGAAUUGGUAUGACCUUAAGGACUGCUCAAUGAUUAAACUUGUAGAUGUUCAAAUUGUGUGUGCAAUGGGGCCACCAGGUGGCGGCCGAAACCCAGUGACACCACGAUUCUUGUGACACUUCAAUAAAGUUACUAACGAGUUUGAUAAUGAAUCCAUGUACACAAUUUUUUCUAGAAUCUUAGACUGGCAUCUGACUAUAUGUUAUAGCUUUCCAUCACAAUAUGUAGAAUUGACUCCACAAAUUAUUAAUGGAACCAUGCAUAUGUAUAAAGAAGCUAUGAAGAAUCUGCUUCCUACUCCAGCCAAAUCACACUAUUUAUUCAAUCUCCGUGAUUUUUCACGUGUAAUUCAAGGUGUUUGCCUGUCGAGGCCUGAAACAACAGAAUCCACAGGAAUGAUGAAACGUCUUUGGGUUCAUGAGGUUCUUAGAGUGUAUUAUGAUCGCUUGGUGGAUAAUCCUGAUGGGGCUUGGCUUGUUGGAUUUAUCCAAGAAGUAGUGAAAGAUGAUUUACAUGAAGACUUUCACAAACUUUUCCAGAAUCUGGACUUCAAUAACGAUGGAAGAGUGGAAGAAGAUGACUUUAGCUUAAUGUUUUGUGAUUUUCAUGACCCUAAGAGAGAUGACACUAAAUACAGGGAGAUUAAUGAUGUGGAUCAGCUGAGAUUAGCUGUAGAGAGUCACCUCGAAGAGUUUAAUAACUUGAGCAGAAAACCAAUGCAGCUUGUCUUGUUCCAGUUCACUAUAGAACAUAUUUGUAGAAUUUCCCGCAUUCUGAAACAGCCUCGCAGCCAUGCCCUUCUUGUUGGUGUUGGAGGUAGCGGUCGACAAUCUCUUACUCGAUUAGCAGCCCAUAUGGCUGAGUACAACCUUUUUCAGGUUGAAAUAACUAAAAGUUAUGGUAUCAAUGAGUGGCACAGAGACUUAAAAGUCAUACUAAGAAAAUCUACUGAAGCAGAAAUGCAGGGAGUUUUCUUGUUCACAGAUACACAGAUAAAAAAGGAGUCAUUCUUAGAAGACAUUAACAACUUACUAUAUGCAGGUGAAGUGCCAAAUCUCUUUGCAGUAGAUGAGAAACAAGAAAUUUGUGAACAAAUGCAUCAAAUAGAUCGCUAGCGGGACAGGACAAAACAGACUGAUGGAAGUCCUAUAGCUCUUUUUAACUUGUUUGUUGAUCGCUGCUGAGAUCAGCUUCAUAUAGUAUUGGCAAUGAGUCCUAUUGGAGAUGCUUUCCGUAAUCGCCUUCGUAAAUUUCCAGCUCUUGUCAACUGCUGCACACUAGACUGGUUUCAGACAUGGCCUGAAGAUGCAUUAGAAGCAGUUGCCUCUUGCUUCUUGGAAGACGUCGAAAUGUCUGAAGAAACUCGAAGUGGGUGUAUUGAUAUGUGUAAAAGCUUUCAUACAUCUACCAUUGUUUUAUCUGACUUAUUCCAUGUGGAACUGCAAAGACACAACUAUGUUACACCUACUUCAUACUUGGAAUUGAUCUCCACUUUUAAAACUCUACUUGAAAAGAAGCGCACUAAGGUGAUGGAAAUGAAAAGAAGAUACGAAGUUGGCUUGGAGAAACUGAACUCUGCUGCAUCCCAGGUAGCCUUAAUGCAGUCUGAGCUGGAAGCUGUGCAACCUCAGUUACGGGAAGCUAGCAAGGAAGUUGAUGGGAUGAUGGUAGUUAUUCAAAAAGAGUCCCUGGAAGUAGCCAAAACUGAAAAAAUUGUGAAGGCUGAUGAAGCGGUGGCAAAUGAGCAAGCUAUGGCUGCCAAAGCCAUCAAAGAUGAUUGCAAUGCUGACUUAGCUCAAGCCAUGCCUUGUUUAGAAGCUGCUCUGGCUGCCCUUGACACUCUAACUGCACAGGAUAUUACAGUAGUUAAGUCCAAGAAGAGUCCUCCUGCUGGCGUCAAGCUUGUAAUGGAAGCUAUAUGCAUCCUUAAGGGAAUAAAGGCAGAUAGGAUUCCAGAUCCAACAGGUUCUGGAAGAAAAAUUGAGGAUUUCUGGGGUCCAGCUAAGAGACUUCUGGGUGACAUAAGAUUUCUUCAGUCUCUUCAUGAAUAUGACAAGGAUAACAUUCCCCCAGCUUACAUAGCUAUCAUAAGAAAAUAGUAUCUUACAAAUCCUGAGUUUGUACCAGACAAGAUUCGAAAUGCUUCCACAGCAGCAGAGGGUCUGUGCAAAUGGGUCAUAGCCAUGGAGUUUUAUGAUACAUAAGUAUUGACAAAAAAUGUUGCACCCAAAAAACUGAAGUUGAAUGAAGCUGAAGGAAAAUUAAAGAUUGCUAUGGAUGGCCUAAGAAAGAAACAAGCAGACCUGAAGGAAGUUCAAGAUAAAUUGGCUAUACUCCAACAGACUCUGGAAUCCAAGAAACGGGAGAAGGCUGACUUGGAAAAUCAGGUUGACUUAUGCUGCAAAAAACUACAGCGAGCAGAACAAUUGAUUGGAGGCCUUGGGGGUGAGAAAACUCGGUGGAAUGAGACUGCUUUGGAGCUGGCAAGGCAGUACAUCAAUUUGACUGGGGAUAUACUUAUUGCAUCAGGAAUUGUAGCUUACCUAGGAGCCUUUACAUCCAGCUACACAAAUAAUAUGCACAGUAAUUUUAUGCAAACUAAAGAAUGGACAUUAUUUUGUAAAGCAAAAGACAUUCCUUGUUCUGAUGAUUUUUCCUUAACAAAUAUCUUGGGAGAACCAGUGGAAAUCAGAGCUUGGAAUAUUGCUGGAUUACCCUCUGACACAUUUUCUAUUGAUAAUGGCAUCAUUAUCUCUAAUGCAAGAAGAUGGCCUCUAAUGAUAGAUCCUCAGGGUCAAGUAAAUAAAUGGAUAAAGAAUAUGGAAAAAGGCAAUAGCUUGCAUAUAAUCAAACUCAGCGACCCUCAAUUUGUUACAACACUGGAAAACUACAUUCAAUUUGGUAGUCCUGUGCUACUGGAGAAUAUUGGAGAAGAACUGGAUCCUAUCCUAGAGCCACUUUUGCUCAAACAGACAUUUAAGCAGUCAGGAAGUAUAUGCAUUUGCCUUGGAGACUCCACUAUUGAGUAUGCACCCGAAUUCCGCUUUUAUAUUACAACUAAGCUGAGUAAUCCACAUUAUCUUCCUGAAGUAUCUGUUAAGGUAACAUUAUUGAAUUUCAUGGUAACUUCAGAAGGACUGCAGGAUCAACUUCUUGGAAUUGUAGUUGCAAGAGAAAGGCCAGAUCUUGAAGUAGAAAAACAAGCUCUCAUCCUUCAAGGAGCUGAGAAUAAAAGGCAACUAAAAGAAAUAGAAGACAAGAUUUUAGAAGUUUCAGCUUCAGAAGGAAAUAUUUUGGAAGAUGAAACUGCUAUUAAGAUAUUGUCUUCUUCCAAAGUUCUGGCUAAUGAGAUUUCUGAAAAACAAGCGGUGGCUGAAGAAACAGAAAAGAAGAUUGAUGCUACUCGUAUGGGCUAUCGUCCUAUAGCUAUCCAUUCAUAUCUUUUUUUUUCUAUUGCUGAUCUAGCCAACAUUGAGCCUAUGUACCAAUAUUCUCUCAUGUGGUUUAUUAAGCUUUUCAUCAUGUCUAUAGAUAAUUCAGAGAAAUCAGAAGUUUUACAAACAAGGUUGAAGAUUCUCAAGGAUCAUUUUACUUACUCACUUUAUGUCAAUGUCUGUCGCUCACUGUUUGAAAAGGACAAGCUGCUCUUCUCUUUUUGUCUAACUGUGAAUCUUCUGAAAUAUGAAAAAUUGAUUAAUGAGAGUGAGUGGAAAUUUCUGUUGACUGGUGGGAUAGGUUUGGACAAUCCCUUCUCUAAUCCAUGCACCUGGCUUCCUCCACAAUCAUGGGAUGAAAUUUGUCGACUAGAAGACUUGCCACAAUUCACAAACAUUCGUGAGGAUUUUAUGCGACCUAAGGAUGGGUGGAAACUGGUAUAUGACAGCUUGGAUCCCCAGCAUGAGAAUUUUCCUGCAGAGUGGCAAGACAAACUGGGGGAGUUCCAAAGGAUGCUUAUCAUGCUGAGACCUGACAAGAUAAUACCAAUGGUGCAGGAAUUUAUCAUUAACAACCUGGGCCGUCCAUUUAUUGAUCCACCUCCAUUUGAUUUGUCAAAAGCAUUUUCUGACAGCCACUCUUGUGCACCACUGAUAUUUAUACUUUCUCCUGGUGCUGACCCCAUGGCAGCCCUUGUUAAGUUUGCUGAUGAUCAGGGAUACAGUGACACAAAGCUUAGUUCUCUGUCACUUGGUCAAGGCCAAGGCCCAAUAGCCAUGAAAAUGAUAGAGAAGGCUGUAAAGGAAGGAACGUGGAUAGUUCUGCAAAACUGCCAUCUAGCAAGCUCAUGGAUGCCAACACUGGACAGAGUCUGUGAGGAGCUACACCCUUAUACAACACAUCCAGAUUUCCGAAUUUGGCUCACCAGUUACCCAUCUCCCACUUUUCCUGUGGCUGUAAUGCAGAAUGGAGUGAAAAUGACUAAUGAAGCACCAAAAGGUUUACGGGCUAAUAUAAUUCGUUCAUACCUGAUGGACCCAGUAUCUGAUCCUAACUUUUUCAACAGCUGCAAAAAAAGGGCUGAGUUUAAGACAUUGCUCUAUGGCCUCUGCUUCUUCCACGCACUGGUGCAAGAAAGGCGGAAGUUUGGGCUGCUGGGUUGGAACAUUCCAUAUGACUUCAACGAGACUGAUCUGCGCAUCAUUGUUCAGCAGCUGCACAUCUUCCUUGACCAAUACAAGGAAGUGCCAUAUGAUGCCCUUCGCUAUAUGACUGGAGAAUGUAACUACAGUGGCAGAGUCUCUGAUGACUGGGAUCGGCGUACACUCCGUAGUGUUCUGAACAUGUUCUUCUCAUCGGAAAUCAUUGCAAACACAGAUUAUAAAUUUGAUUCAAGUGGCCUUUAUUUUGCUCCUCCCGAAGGAGAUUACCAAAGCUAUAUUGAAUAUACAAAGACACUUCCACUGAAUCCUUCCCCAGAGAUAUUUGGAAUGAAUGCAAAUGCUAAUAUCACCAAGGAUCAGUCAGAAACACAACUGUUAUUUGAUAACAUUCUUCUUACACAGUCUCAGGCGUCUGGUAGUGGUGCAAAAUCCACUGAGGAUGUUGUUCAUGAAGUCACAGGUGACAUCCUGAGCAGACUUCCUUCAGACUUUGACACUGAAGCAGCAAUGAGAAAAUAUCCAACCACUUACACUCAAAGCAUGAAUACUGUGCUUGUCCAAGAGAUGGGACGCUUUAACAAGCUACUGCAGACAAUACAUGACUCCUGUGUUAACAUCCAGAAAGCAAUAAAGGGGCUAGUCGUGAUGUCUGCUGAACUGGAAGAAGUGGUAAACAGCAUUUUGAAAGCCAAAAUUCCAGGCCUAUGGAUGAGUAAGUCUUACCCAAGCCUCAAGCCUCUGGGCAGCUAUGUGAAUGACUUCCUCAGUAGACUGAGGUUCCUACAGCUGUGCUAUGAAAAUGGUAUGCCACCCGUCUUCUGGAUUUCAGGAUUCUUCUUCCCUCAAGCAUUCUUAACAGGCGCCCAGCAAAACUAUGCCAGAAAAUACACUAUUCCAAUAGACCUACUAGAAUUUGACUAUGAGGUGCUGGAAGAUAAGGAGUAUGAAAUCCCUCCUGAAGAUGGUAAGGUCUACAUUCAGGGACUAUUCUUGGAUGGAGCAUGCUGGAACAGAGAAACUAAGAAGCUAGGAGAAUCCCUUCCGAAAAUCCUCUAUGACACAGUACCUGCGAUAUGGCUAAAGCCCUGUAAGAGAGCAGACAUUCCACAGCGACCCAGUUACGUGGCUCCAUUGUACAAUACCAGCGAGAGGAGAGGUGUCUUGUCAACUACUGGUCAUUCCACCAACUUUGUAAUUGCAAUGACCCUCCCUUCAGAUAAACCACAAGAACACUGGAUCAGACGGGGGGUGGCGCUAUUAUGUCAGCUUAAUUCAUAAACCUACCACAAUCUAUGGAGGUGCAUUUCCAGAUCACUUAUGAGGGAUGCAUGUCCAUUCUGAAAUGCCAUUUCCAAAGAGAA
Molecule: messenger RNA, 12078 nt
Organism: Cygnus atratus (black swan)
Lineage: Eukaryota; Metazoa; Chordata; Aves; Anseriformes; Anatidae
Gene: DNAH7
Product: dynein axonemal heavy chain 7
Biological process (GO): microtubule-based movement
Cellular component (GO): dynein complex
Molecular function (GO): calcium ion binding; ATP binding; dynein intermediate chain binding
Source: RefSeq, a predicted model, not a curated record